CGUCACCACUGCGAAUUAUUGAAGAGUGGGAUGUUGAGUAUAAAGGCGUUGGAAGCCCCCUGGGUGAAUACAUUCUUCAGACAAGACCAACUUGGCCCAAUUGACCCCUCCUCCCCAGACAGACCCUAAGUCCUUGUUGAAAGUAAAAGCGGACAUGGCACCAGGAGAACACUCACAUCACGCCCUUCCGAAAGAGGUUGAAGGCGAGCCUCACAAUGUCAACAAAGCUGCACCAGGGAUAUCCUACUUCACCCCAGCACAAGAUCCCCCAGCUGGAACGGCGAUUAGAAUGAAAGAUGGCAGCAGCAAGAUACCUAAGCUUUUCACCCCUCUUAAGCUCAGGGGCCUCACUCUUCAAAACCGGAUAAUGCUCUCUCCCCUCUGCCAGUAUUCGGCUGAAGACGGCCACCACACAGCAUGGCACUUCACCCAUAUCGGCGGCAUCGUUCAGCGCGGACCAGGCAUAACGUUCAUCGAAGCUACCGCAGUCGUGCCGGAGGGAAGAAUCACACCUGAAGAUUCUGGCCUCUGGAAAGAUUCGCAAAUCGAGCCACUCCGACGCCUUGUUGAAUUCGCGCACUCCCAAGGACAGAAGAUUGGUAUUCAACUCGCCCAUGCAGGCCGAAAAGCCAGCACAGUCGCACCAUGGCUGAGCAUGGGGGACGUUGCAGGGCCGGAGUUGAAUGGAUGGCCAGACAACGUCAAGGCACCUUCGGCAAUCCCGUUCAACGCCCGACAUUGUUCUCCGAAGGAGAUGACGGAAGCUGAUAUCGCAGAUUUCAAGACUGCAUUCAAGGCCGCGGUCGAGCGUGCUUUGAGAGCAGGUUUCGACGCUAUUGAGAUCCAUAAUGCCCAUGGAUACCUCCUGCAUACCUUCCUCUCGCCUGCUUCAAAUCACCGAACCGAUGAGUAUGGAGGCUCAUUUGAGAAUCGUAUUCGAUUGACUUUGGAAAUUGUCGAGAUCGCUAGGAACACAAUCCCAGAUGAUAUGCCCCUCUUCUUGCGAAUCAGCGCCACCGACUGGCUUGAAGAGCAAGGUAUUGAUGGUUGGACCAUUGACCAGACUGUUAAACUUGCCGAGAUCCUGGCAGCAAACGGUGUCGACUUGCUCGAUGUCUCGUCUGGUGGUUUGCACGAGAAGCAGCAUAUUCAUGGUGGACCUGGCUACCAAGUUCCGUUCGCGAAGGCUGUGAAAGAGAAGGUAGGGGAUAAGAUGCUUGUUGGUACCGUUGGUACAAUUACCGAGGGCAAGCAAGCGAACGGAUACCUUGAGAACGAUAACCUUGACCUCGCCAUCGCUGGCAGGAUGUUCCAAAAGAAUCCAGGAUUAGUUUGGGCAUGGGCGGAUGACCUUGGCGUGGAAGGUAGAUGGGCAAAUCAGAUCAGGUGGGGAUUUGGUGGUAGGGGAAAGAAGUGAGUGUGGCCUCGAUCAUAGUUAGGCGUAGAAGUUAGAGUAUAGAAGACAAAUAAUUCUGAUCGUUUAUAUUAGGG
Molecule: messenger RNA, 1491 nt
Organism: Lindgomyces ingoldianus
Lineage: Eukaryota; Fungi; Ascomycota; Dothideomycetes; Pleosporales; Lindgomycetaceae
Product: FMN-linked oxidoreductase
Exons: 3
Coding region: 155-1417 (420 amino acids)
Cellular component (GO): intracellular anatomical structure
Molecular function (GO): NADPH dehydrogenase activity; NADP binding; FMN binding
Source: RefSeq, a predicted model, not a curated record